UCACUUGUUGCAUGAGCAUAAUAGUGAUCUUGCCUUCCAUGGAGUUUCACAUGGGCUGUACUAACACGGAGCAGAAUAUAGACGGUCUCAUGUUAGCCUGUUGCGGUGUACUCGGAGUGUUCAAGACUAUAUGUUUCCGUAUUUACGCGAAAAACUUAACUGACAAUUACAGUUCUGCCCGGAAUGAUUAUUUGACAAUUAAAAACAUAGAAUACCGUGCCAUCAUGCGAAAACACGCUUUUAUGGGAAGAAUUCUUUCCUGUUUUAUGGUGUGUUUCUCUUACAUUAGUGUGACGAUAUAUUCGCUAAUACCUCUUCUUGGUGAAGAUCUGGUUGAUGAUCAAGAUGUCCAAAUCAACAGAACAAAUGAAGACAUAGUAUUGGACUAUCCAAUGCCGUCAAGAUGCGCGUUAGAAUAUUUGCAUGUCCCAAGGAGCAUGUAUGAAUUUAUCUGUAUCUUCGAGUUUAUUGUGCUAGUACUUACGUGUACCUGUAAUCAUGGUAAUGAUUCUUUGUUUCUCAAUAUUACAUUGCAUAUGUGCGGUCAAGUAAAAAUUCUAAAAGCCAAUUUCGUCAACUUUGUUGUCUCAAGUCCGCAAGUGUACGAUCGUUUCAAUGAUCUAAUUCGGAGGCAUAACUAUCUGAUAGAAUUGGCCAAGGAAUUGACCGAAUCGAUCAGUAUAGUUUUGCUAACGCAGUUAUUUAUUAGCAGCAUUCUAUUGUGUAUAAUGGGUUUUCAAUUUAUCUUAGCAUUAAAAACACAUAACGUUGUUGUUAUGGGGAAAAGCGCUAUGGUAUUGUGUACCUUCUUAACACAGUUGUCCAUAUAUAGCUUUAUCGGCGAUCACUUGAAGUCCCAAAUGGAAGAAGUUGGAUUUUUCAUUUAUCAAAGCAAUUGGUACGAUCUUCCUACGAAAUUGGCGAGAAAUUUAAUCUUUAUCAUUAUGAGAACACGAUCUCCCGCCAAGCUGCUGGCUGGAAAUUUUAUUGUGGUAAACCUGGCAACAUAUAUGAGUAUCCUGAAAACUUCUAUUUCGUAUCUAUCUGUGUUACGUGUAAUGAUAGAAAUAUAAAAUAUAAUACUCAUGAU
Acromyrmex echinatior (Panamanian leafcutter ant) is the source of this 1090-nucleotide messenger RNA. RefSeq names its product odorant receptor 13a-like. Gene Ontology annotation, cellular component: plasma membrane. The record is from RefSeq and is a predicted model, not a curated record. Gene Ontology annotation, biological process: detection of chemical stimulus involved in sensory perception of smell; sensory perception of smell. NCBI's taxonomy places the organism in Eukaryota, Metazoa, Arthropoda, Insecta, Hymenoptera, Formicidae. Gene Ontology annotation, molecular function: odorant binding; olfactory receptor activity.